CCACAAAGGCAACAAACAUUGUAGAUACCGACCACCCUCGGCUCUCGAUUACAAUAUCUCGGCCAACGCUCAACGUCCCAACACAUGCAUGCACGAUGGUUUAAAUACUUAAAUAACCUUCAGAAAUUCAGUCCACCUGUAGCUGUUCAAUGAAGCUCAUUACAUUACAACCAUGACACCAAAUCAUCUCACCCUCCUAGCAGCAGGCGUUGCGCUCUACCUAGCCCUAGCCCGAUAUCUACGCUAUCAACGUCGCGAUGCCAUCAAAGCGCGCUUCAACAACCGUCCCCUCUCGAGCAUGACGAUUCCCGAAGCGCACGAAAUCAUUCGCGAGCUGCGCGAGCUCGAAUUCCCAUAUACAAUGCACACGGCGAUGAAGAUCUCCUUACUCAAAACCGGCUCCAUCCCAACCAUGACCAAACUCUUCGUCGCAACAGGCCAACUCAACGAGCGCAACGCCUCCAAACGCGCCGCCGACACCGAAGUCGUCCUUUCAGAAGUCCACGACCGUCUACCCGGUUCCGAUCCGCACUUACUCGGCAUCGCGCGCAUGAACUACCUACACGCUCGAUUCCGCAAGGCCGGCAAGAUCCUCGACGAGGAUAUGCUGCACACGCUGGGCUCCGCGGUCGUGGAUAUCAUGCGGUACGUCGACCGCAACGAGUGGCGGGGCUUGACAGAUGUUGAGAAAUGUGCUGUCGGUGUGUUUCAUAAGGCGUUAGGUGAUGCGAUGGAGAUUCCCUUCACGGGGUUCUUGCCGAGCGUUGCGCAGAAAGAGGGGUGGCGUGAUGGGGCGCAUUUCGUGGAUGAGGUCUGUGAGUGGACGUUGGAGUAUGAGAGGCAGGUGGCGAAGAUGACGGAGUCGACGAGGACGAUUGGACGACGGUUGCUGGAUUUGGCGACGUUUAAUGUCCCGGGUUGUUUGAGGGGUGUCGUGGAGGGCGUGGUGGUUACGAAGCUGGAUGAGCAUAUUCGGUUGAGUAUGGGGUUUGAGAAACCAAGCAUUCUCAUAUCUAGCUUCGCGCAUGGCAUCAUGGCCCUCCGCAAGCGAGUCCUUCGCUACCUGAGUCUCCCUCGCCUUGGGUUUAUGCGGGUGCGAGUCCUAAACGACGAACCCGACAAGACCACAGGCUUGUACACGACGAGUCUGUGGAUCGCGCAUCCAUGGUACGUGCGGCCUAUGUUUAUGCAUCGGUGGGGACCGAAGGCGUGGUUUAUCCGGCUGUUUGGCAGCGGCGCAGUCCCGACAACAGAGGGGAAGUAUCGCGAGAGCGGAUAUAAUAUGUGGACGAUCGGACCGGCAGCGCAGGAGAAGAGAGGCCAGGAAGAAAUGCAGGCGCUGUUUGAGGGAUUGAAGCAGAGCGGGUAUGCUGAGGGAUGUCCGUUUCAUCGCUAG
Molecule: messenger RNA, 1396 nt
Organism: Aspergillus melleus
Lineage: Eukaryota; Fungi; Ascomycota; Eurotiomycetes; Eurotiales; Aspergillaceae
Exons: 3
Coding region: 173-1396 (407 amino acids)
Molecular function (GO): oxidoreductase activity
Source: RefSeq, a predicted model, not a curated record